This is a messenger RNA of Lates calcarifer (barramundi perch), 13123 nucleotides long. RefSeq names its product ribonucleoprotein, PTB-binding 2 (gene raver2). The transcript is spliced from 17 exons. The coding region runs from base 291 to 2951 and encodes 886 amino acids. Gene Ontology annotation, molecular function: mRNA binding. Gene Ontology annotation, cellular component: cytosol. The record is from RefSeq and is a predicted model, not a curated record. Lineage: Eukaryota; Metazoa; Chordata; Actinopteri; Centropomidae.
AAAUCCUCAACACCUGACAUCACUUACUGGGCUAUAGCUUGAAGCGCAGCAAACGCUCAGUUUUAAAAAAGGUCUGAUCCAAAGUUGAUUUCACCCCUACAGUUACUGCCAUUUAUUUAUAUUUAGUUACUUAUUAAAACUUGGGGCACAGACUCCACAGCAGUGGCAGAAAAACACGAACACAUUAUCCUUCAUGAAGUUGAUAUGGUUAACAUGCUAGCAAAUAAAUUUGCGCUUCCAGGAUACAGAAGCAAGAUUGUACUAUUGGAGUCGUUUUUUGGGGGCACCUGAUGAAUCUACCCAAGAUGGCGGCAGCCUCAUCCAUCCAGCCGCCGAGCGUUCACUCUUCUCUAGCCCGGGAGAGCGCACUUUCCCCGGUGAUGGACAGCCCCGAGAGCCGGCAGCCGGAGGAUGAGGAGGCGGCGGCAGCGCAGCCCUCCGAGCCGGGGAUUAGCCUCCGCGACCUGCCGGACCUGGAGCCGGAGGAGAUCGAGAGGAGGCUGGCCAAAACUCGCCAGGAGCUGAGCAACAGGAGGAAAAUCCUCAUUAAGAACCUGCCGCCGGACACUACUAACCAGGAAGUCCAUGAAAUUCUGAAAGAAUAUGAACUUAAGUACUGCUUUGUGGAUCGCAACAAAGGCACAGCCUUUGUGACUUUGCUGAACGGGGACCAGGCUCAGGAUGCCAUCCGCUCCCUCCAUCACAGCACUGUCCGGGGGCGCUUGAUCAACGUAACCCUGCAGCCUACCGACUCCCUUCUCUGCCUCACCAACCUGCCCCACACCUUCACCGCCCAGCAGUUUGAGGAGCUGGUGCGCUCCUAUGGAAACAUUGAGCGUUCCUUCCUGGUGUACAGCGAGCUGACGGGCCACUCCAAAGGAUAUGGGUUUGUUGAGUACAUGAAGAAGGACUCUGCUUCGCGGGCCCGCUCUGAGCUGCUGGGCCGACCACUGGGUGAUCGCUCACUGAUGGUGCAGUGGAUGGAUGUCAACCAGCUGAGCCAGGAGGAGAACCUGCACUCCAAGUGUCUGUGUGUGGACCGACUGCCGCUGGACCUGUGUGACUCUGAAGAGCUGACCCAGCUCUUCUCUGAAACCUACAAACCCGUCUUCUGCCAGCUUGCUCAGGAUGAGGGCAGUCCAGUCCGAGGCUUCGGUGUGGUGGAGUAUGAGAGCGCAGAGCAGGCAGAGGCUGUGCUGAUAGAGAUGGACCGAACGCUGGUGGGAGGUCAGGAGGUCCGUCUGUCGCUCUGUACCCCUGGCACCUCAGGGAGAAGCACCCUGGCUGCACUCAUCGCCGCCCAGGGUAUGAUUCUGAGUAAUAGGAAAGGUCUGCUGCCCGAACCAAACCUGGCCCAGUUGUUGACCAGUAUGACCAACCCUGCUGCCCUGCAGAUCCUCAUGAGACCGUACCACACCGGGAAAAGAGGAGGGAAGUACGGGCGUCACACCAGCCUGCCGUUCCUCCGACCUCCUCUCACCACAGCUCUGCUCACGCUGGGAAAAGCACACCAGAAUGCUAUGCUUGGUAACGGACUGGUCCUCCAAAACCUCCUGCAAAUGCAGCUCGCACAGCAACAGCUUCUUCACAUCAAAGACAAACGCAUCAGUAGCGUCUCUAGUCUGCUCGGGGACCCGUCCAGGCUGCUGAUGCAGAAAGCUUUGUCUCUGCGGCCUCCGGGCCUCGUGCCACUGGGGAAAGGCCUCCUGGGAGACUCCCCUACAGAGUUGGGCCAGGAGUCAGUGCCAGCGUCCACCCACAAUGCCACAGUGGUGGUAUCAGCAGCAGGUGUGAUGCCGUACCUCCAGGGUCGAGCUGGAGCGGGAGAACAAAACAGCACCCAUUCUAUCGCCACAACCCCUUCUGUUUCCUCCUCCUCUUCCUCCUCUUCUUCUUCCUCCUCCACCUCCUGUGACAGGCAACCUGCCCCUCCUGGGACGAUGGUGAGCUCCCAGAUGCAGGGACAGAGCUAUUCCUUGGGUAUAAGUAACUCAGGCCUUGGCCCACCUCCACCUAAACCCCCUGGAGGGGUUUAUACAUCAACAGCCCAGCACAACAGCGCAGAUGGCUGCCCCCUGGCUAGCAUGGUAAGCAGUGGCCAGAGUUCUCUGUUGGGUGAUCCUCCUAAAGAGGUCAGACUGCCUUCUAAUCCUUACCUGAACCUGGCCAGUGUAAUGCCAGGAGUGGUUCUGCAAGGGUCAGUGGGGAGUAAAGCCCAGGGAGGACAGCCUGGCUCUGGAGUGUACAGCAGCUCUGUCGCUCCUGUGGUUUCCCAGAGCUCCGGCUCCUUCUCCCACAGCGCUGCAGCUACGACAACUGCUCCAUACAGCACUGAUACCUCCACUGACUACAGCCAGUACAACCAGGCCUACACACAGGAGGCCAUGCAGCAGUGGUACCAGCACUACCAAGCAGCACAAGCUCACACCUACAGCGCUGCUGCUCCACAGGACAGCACGGCCACAGACUACAGCAAGGAGCACACACAGGCUCCACCAGUGACGUCCUAUGGGGAUUACAGCUCCUACAUGCAGGCUGUCACUCAGUACUACUCCCAACCUGCAACAGCCAACCAGGCCUAUGCCAGCAAGGAGGUAGACGUGUGUAAGCCUCUAGGAGUCUCUCUGCAUGCUGUCAGUAACGGUGCGGCUCCUCCGCCGGCCGUCCUACCAGCCGCUGCCGUGCUCCCAGCCUACAGCACCCUACCAUUAAUGCCUGGCUUCCUCGGGGCGCCACACCCAGCGGCAGCCACUCCAAGCCCUGUCACGCACACACACACUGCCGCCACUGACUGGAACACCUACUACUAUAACCAGACAAGGGGUCAUAAGAGAGAGUAUCCUCAGUUGGCGGUGCAGGAAGUGACGUCAUCAGACGGUGCCUACAUCGGGCAGCACUCCCAGGGCCUGGGGGGGCAGUACGCCGACUACUUUAAGAGGAAGAGGCUCUAAUAUGAACCAAACCACCUUAAAGCCUAAAGCUUAUUGGGGGGGGCACAAACAGCAUCGGCUGGAUGUCACAGCUCCCUCUAGUGGCCUUUCUGUGGCUGCCAUUUUGCAUCCCUACAGUAGGUGUUGAGUUUAAUAGAAUUAGGGUUGCAAAUGGCUCAAGUUAAAGCAAGCCAUAGUUCUCUUUGAUCCUGGCACUUAUGUACACACACAUACAAAUACAUACAUAUACACUCUCACACCUACACACACAACACACACAAACAUGAUGUUGCUUUUGUCCUGUUCAAGCCUUAACUCUUAAGCUAUUGUUUCUCGAUGUGUCAACUGUACUUAACCAAUAUUAACUUGUACAUUUUUUCUAAUAUAAUGUAAACUAAAGUAUAUUGUAUCUGUACGUAUAAGCUGCUUUUGUAUUUCCAGCCAGGCGACCUGUCUGUCUGCUCAAACUGUCUUAGGACUGCUCUUACAGUCGAGUCUCUUCCUCUGUGUCUCCUUUUUCAACAGACAAAAUGGUGUUGCACACUCACGCUUUGAUUCGUUAGUCGAACUGACAUCUGUUUGUUCCCGCUUCAGUGUCUUUUCUCUUUUCCUUUUAUUGCCCAGGUUCCUCUUUUAUAUCUCCCUGUGGAGGAUUUAGAGUGCGUGUGUAUACCUGUGUGUGUGUGUGUGUGUGUGUGUGUGUGUUGAUAUGCUGUAUCUGUAGGAAGUGUCAGCCAUUUCAAUCCCAAGGUUGGGAGCACAUCAGGAAAAAAAAGGGCCUGAACAAAUCAAAGCCCUUGAUUGUGGUGACUUACAGAGGCUUCCCUCGAUGAAUGGACCUUUCUUAUAAAGACUGGACAGAGAAUAAAAGGCUUAUGUAUAUACAGUGUGUAAUACAGAAUAUAUAAAGCCAUGCGUAACAGACAAUAUCAUAUAUAUAAUGGACAUUUCCCAGCUCUUUUGUGAGCAUAUUAUACUACAUGAGUGAGAGGAAAACAUUUACUACAUGUCUGACUUUUUUUCAAUCUAUACUGUUAUAUAUUUGUAAUAUAAUAUAAUAAUCCAAGACAAUUCAAGUCAUCAGCUGGUGUUGUAGUUAUUUGGUUUGGUUUUUAAUGUUUAAGCCAAUAUUAGGCACACUCUCCUCUCCUCUCCUCUCCUCCUCUCCUCCUCUCCUCCUCUCCUCUCCUUCUCUCCUUUCUUCUUUCUCGUCUCCUCCUCUCCUCUCCUCUCCUCUCCUCUUCUCUUCCGGUUAUAAUGCAUUAGGCAGUUUUUUUUUUUUUUCAGAAAGAGCUUUUUGGUCUGUAACAGGAGCUUUUCUUCCAUUUCCCGCAGCCAUUAGAACAUAAAGGUUUCUGACUGUGUCUAUGUCCUAAGUCCAUACUACAUGCUAAUUUCAAGCAUGUUUAGUGUUUUCUCAUACUACAAAGUGACAAAGCCAAGUAUUGGCAAAUAGGAAAAAAAUGAUUUUUUUAGAGUGUUGUUGAUGCACAUUGUUCUGUCAGAAUGCAAUGGAAAAAAAAACCCUAGAAAACAAAAAAUAUCCACAACAUUUUUGUGAAAACAUUCAAAAUCACAGUUUUAUGGCAUCUCCACAUGUACUGCAUCUUUUUUUUGUUUGAAUAAGAUGCUAAAGUAGCUAAUUUCUUGUAGACAAACAGCUAAAAACAGAUCCCUGUGAUGAUUGUUGUAGUGUAUACUGUAUAAGAUUAGUAUGUAAUGUGGUUUUGGGACACAGACUUUAUCAUUUGAGGGUUUUCAGACUCUGUGCGUGUGUUUUUCAUUGGCACUGGUAGAAUUUCUGCACGUUUUUAGCUUUUUAGGGCAAAAAGCAAAAUGUUGGUGUUGGUUUUUGCAGAGCUGGUUUCUUUCCAGUGGCUUUUACAAACUUCGUAAUAUUAUCAUUUACAAGAAGCUUGUACUGCUUUUGUUUUUGAACUUUUUCGGCCAUUAUUAAUGUUAGCGCACAGGGUGUGAACUGACAUAUCCUUCAUGUCUAGAAGAUUUGUUUGAUGUUUACUGAGGAGAGGGCUUGGUAUUUUAAUAUUACAGUUUGGACAUUAGGUUUGUAAUGUGCACAUGCCUCUUGUCUAACAAACAGGCAAUAACUAAGGCUCCUACUACUGUAGAAAGUUGAAUGUAAAAUGUUUAUUUUGUAGUGUAGAUGUUUCUUCCAUUUGCACAGCAUUAUAUAUAAUCCUCUGUAAUGGUGAUGGCUCAUACCCAUGAUUGGCAAAAGCUUUUUUUUUUUGUAUUCAUAACUGAUUAUAUAUCAUGGAGCAGAAUAUUACUUCCAUCACCAUGGCAACCAUGCUCACACACUGUGAAAACCAAUAGCAGAUGAGAUCAGAUAAGGCGUACACAUCACUGGGAUAACGGCUCAUUGUAAACGGAAUGUACAUGAUGUUUACAGUGCAGACACAAUAAUGGAGGAGUUGAGUAUCAGUGAUGAUACAGGAGUGGUGGUGGUGUAUGGGUAUGCUCAUUAAAUACUGAUAAAAUGGCUUAAUCAUAAACUAAAGGCAAUACAUAUCCCUCUAUACUGUGCACACACUCACCCCUAACUGUUUUCCAUGACUCCCUUGUCUUGGCUUUCUUGUUGUUUGUCCUUCAUCAGUUUAUAUGUUUUCUAAAUCACUUUUACUAUGAUGUGUUUCAUGGUGUCACACUGUAGAAAUCCAUAUUUAACAUGUAAGUGUAAAGUAUUUUGAAGCAUGGAAGCAAUUUAUUGAGGAUUUAGACAAUACAAAGGAAAACAGGUGGGGAGCCAUUGAAUCAGGACUGUCACUAUCAGAUUUUUACUACACGAUUAUCACGUAGAAUACUGUGUAUAUAGUAAUAACAAUCUGUCAAAUUCAUCUAACUGUGUUUAUUAUGCGUUUUGUGUCCUUUUUGGCAAAUAAAUUAUACUUAAAUUACAAAUGUAGAGAUUUUGAGAAAUAUGUACAAAAGUGUAAAAAGAACAAUUGCAGUAUGUGUUAACAUUAUAUCAGUAUUUUGUUUUUGUUUUUUUAAUUUUCAUAGUUAUCAUUGUACAUUGUAACGCCCCUAGACUGAGAAUAUUUAAUUUGCUAAAUAUUUGCGCAGGUGCAGACAGGAAGCAGAACAACUAGGGAGGCUGCUGGUCAAAGCCUUUUCUCCUCAGUGUCUGUAAGUACAGAUACUUUAUUUAGCAAAAUAAAUGUUCUCAUGUUUUUUUUGCAUUCAAUGGCUCCCCUCCUUUUUAGGGGUUUGAUUCAGACAGGUGAUCAUGUCCAGCUUUCCCCACUGAUCCUUAGACCAAAAACUUGAGUUUAUGUGUAUUGCACAUUGGAUUGAUCCUAUAUGUAAUGUAAACAUUUUAAAAGUUAAUCAUGUUUUUGUUUUUCUGGCCUUAUUUUUCUUCAGAAUAUCAUAUACUUUCUAUUUAGCAUGCAUUUCUAUUUUCAAUUUCCAUUUACUCUCAUUACUCAGAUUUUCCUAACUUGUCUUUGCAUUGCUGUGGCUCAGGUCCUGUCUGACUUCUGUAUGACUGCAAUGUUUGGUGGCUGGUGAUUUGGCGAUUUAAUUUUAUUUUUUUCCACUUGAAGUGAAAACAAAUUGAUAGGAAUUAGGUUUCUUGAAAGCAAGGAACUGCUUAAAUAGAAAUGGCAUAUGAGUUUCAAUUUUUGCUUCAUUUGACCAAAAUUACCACAAAGUUAAGUCAUAUUUCUGUGUGCUACAUUAUAGAAAAUGCAUGAAACAAAAAUGAGGUCAUUUGAAAUUAAAUUCUGUUUUUCCAUUUUAGUCUUGAGAAUUCAGCAUAGACUUGUAAAUAACUUGCAUAGUUUUUUUUCUGUUGUAAUGAAUUAAUCACAUAGACACUGCACACCUGGCAGUUUAAAGACACAAUACCAGUACAAAGUCGCCCACUAGGUCUUUAUGUUAAACAUCUAAGACGCCCUUUCCUCUCCUCCUCUACUGUGCUGCUUCAACAUCUGAACUGUCUGUUUGCUCAGUUUUUCCUGAAAUAGCAGAUCAAACUCAUUUUAGUCAAAGGACAGAUCCAAUAAGUCAACCUGCUGACACUGAGUGCUCCACUGUUGAGGAAUUGGGGAGAAACAGGCCCAUUUGCGGUUGUUUGUCGAAGCCAUUUAGCAUUUUCCCUUCUCCAGCAGUUCUUUUUUUAUCGAUUUUUCCCUUCCCCCCUUACUAAGCUUUCAUUGCCCUGAUCUUACCUGAAUCAACUAUGACCACUCAGACACAUUUUAUGGCGAUGUGCGGUUGUCCUGCCUGGUUCGGAGCCGCCGUUUGAUUUGCUUCCUGGUGUGAGUGGAUGAACUGUAGCCAGCUCUUACCUCCUCCUCUGUGAGACUGUCUGUGUUCAGGCCAGAGACAGAACCUCUGUGUUUGUUGACGUGAGCAGCUGAGGCAGCAGAGUUUAGAAAGCACUGUCUGUCUGUCUGUUUUCCAGUCUUAUUAGCUGCCACAAUAGAUUCAGCUGCUAAAGUUGGUUAUGCCUGAAUUGUUAUAGUUGUAUUCAAACAGUUAUGUCAGCUUUUUCUGUGCAUUACAUACAGUAUAUACUUUAUACAGAGUACUACUGGUGUGUGUGUGUACGGAUAUCAAAACCAGAUUCAAGGGCACGAAGAGACAGAUUUAUUCAGGUUUUUAGGGCGAGUAAGGACAGGAUCACGAGUGUAACUGAUACUUUGAGACCUCAGGACGAGUCAUGUCGCUGAACCUGAACGAACAGCAGCCGCUUCCUUUGCUCACAAUUUAAGGCUUUACGCUCUCGAUUUUAGCCACUCGUGAAUAAAAUGGACUGAAAGCAGAUCUAACUCUUGGACUUGACCGAGAAGUGUCAGUCUGUUAGACUGUUUUUUAAGUUUUAAGUCUACUUUUCAAUAUACUCUAUCAGGGUUUUCUUUAAUCUGAAAUCACUUUAAAGGUACAGGAAACUAUUGGAGAAAAAAAAGUGUGAAUUUGUAUUUAAAUAGUUGUUAAUGGUGUUGGUGGUGUUGGCAGCCACUAAUUAACUGUUAAUUGCCCUAAAUAUAUAACACUACUCUUCCUGUGACCUUUUGAUCCAUGACUGACACAUUAUCAGCAUAAUUAGCUUGUUUAGAGCAGCAAGAGGAUGAGUUUCUGUGUAGUUUUAAUCACUGCAAGGACUUUAACAUUAGAAAUCUGUAUGUUUGUCUACAUAUUUACCAGAAAAAUCCCAGAAGAAGAAAGAAAAAAGUCAUUCAUAUGUAGCUUGAACUGGAUAUAUUGAUGUGGUCUGUGUAGUGCAUGAAUUCAUCUUUAUGUUCCAUCAGACAAACUUUCCAUUGGUUUCUUGUAGAGCUGAAGAAAAUUGUCCAAAAACCGCUUCCAGCUUCUCGAACAUGAGGAUUUUCUUUCUCAAAUAUGAGAGAUAACUGUUAAAUAACUGUGUGUGUGUUAAAUAUCUCAUAAUGAACAUUUUUCACUGUUUUCUGACAUUGUAUAAACAAAACAAAUAAUCAGAAAUAAUCUAAUCAAUAUUGACAGUAAUUCCUGCUUCUGUGUUCUUGUUGGAGAAGUUUCUUUCUUGUGUUUUCAGCUCAUUUCAAUCAAACCAGCAGUUUAAACCAUGUUUACGUGUUACCAUAGCAACGAAAGGCUCGUGUUGUAGUUGCGUGGGGCCUUUUUUUUCUUUACAUCAUUUCGAUUGUCUCCUGGACAUUAUUUACAUCUAUGGAAACACCUGUGCUGUCCUGCAGUCUGGAUCUCUGUGAGGACAAAUAUACAGAACAUUUGAUGUUUUGUUUGACGUCCUGUACGUCUCAUGUAUACCUGCACAAGCUGAUUUUAUUACGAUGCAUUUCUAAAUCAAGUUUCCUGUACUAUACACUUUUAGAACAAUAUGACAGCCAGUUAGUGUGUGUGUGUGCGCUGCUGAAGCCAGAAACUGUUGGUAAGCACAUUUUAACAUUCUCUCUGAGAGAUUUCAGACUCUGCCAAACAGCUGUAGAUGUGAGUUUGCACAAAAUAAGACAUUUGUGCUCAAAACAUGUCGUGCACUUUCAAAUUGGCCCCCGUCUGCUCUCACAUCUUGACCUACAGAUCAAUUAAAGCUUCUGUUUGUCACUCAGUAGUUUUAUUGUUUCUGAACUUUCUUGUGUUACUGAAGUGCACAUAAUGAGAGUUGAACUGGUGUUUACUUCAGCUGGUGCUGUGCUGUGCUGUGCUGUGUGUGUGUGUGUGUGUGUGUGUGUGUGUGUGUGUGUGUGUGUGUGUGUGUGUGUGUGUGUGUGUGUGUGUGUGUGUGUGUUUCUGUGGGUGCAGCUCACUAAAAAUGUGCUCCUGGCAGGUAAUGGGGGUAAGGAGAGACAGGCUGAAAGAAAGAGAGGAGUGGAAAAACAACUCCAGCUGCCUUCAGCCACUCAGCCUGCAGGGAUUAUUAUUUAGUUUUUUUUUUUUACUUUUCCUCUUUCUGCUUGCUCAGUGAAGAGUGUUGGUUUAUGUCUGCCAGACUCCUGCACAUUGCACGUACCUGUAGAACUGUCACACACACUCCCGCACGCAGGAAAUGUCUCUCCCCUGCUCUGGUAUUAGUAUUCGAUGGACUCUCACAGACCAUUUCUCCCUCUCCGCUCUCGCACAGCUCUCCUAGUGUGAUCCAAAUCUAUAUGCAUGCAUUUUUAAGCUCAUGUUUUUGUGCUUAUUAUCGUCUCCCCUGUGGAGUAAAUCAUCCCGUCUCUUCAAUAUCAACAGAGAAAACAAUUAAAGUAUGUAUUUUUCCCACAGGCCAGCUGACAAACACCAGUCCUCCCCCCACCGACAGCAGGCUAAUUGUAGACACUCCGAUACAAAUACAUAAGGUCACAGCUGGCAUCCAGCCUGCAAACCUGUCAGUCAUGGCAUGUGCAGAUGUGGCUUUGUGCAGAAUAAUCCCACUAAAGCUGCAUCAAUCACAUUUAUAGGACAAUGCUGAUCAUAUUGUAUGUUUUAGUAAUUGUCAACAAAUCCCAUGAAAAGACAGAAUCCAACACAGAGUUAGUCCGUCUCUUGACCCUUUUCUGACUUCCACAAUCUUUUAUCAGUCCCUACUGAAGACGCAUUCUGCUAAAACCAGGUCAAGAUUAAAUCACUUCACUUGUACAAAUGGUAAUUGAUCUCCUAAACAAAGCUGGUCACUGUAGUUCUUUAGCAAACGUCACUCAAACAGGAGGAAAUAACCCUUUUCUAGGGACUGUUUUUAGCUGUGGACACUCUAAGUGUCCUUUGAUUACAUGAAAAGUACUUCAUAUUUAAUGUAGUAUUAUUGUUGAGUCUAUCCUCAAAAUACAGUUUCUGUGUUUGAACAUCUGCUGUGUCCUUGUUGAGUUUCUGCCUCCUGUGAAGUUUCUUGCGUACCCAAGGGCUCAGAAAAAUAUGGUGUUAUUUUACUUCAAUUUGUAGGAAACAACAGGUGCAUCGUUUGCUCUGUGUCCUGACAACCACUGCACACUGAACUGUUAGUGGGGCUCUCGGGUGGUUCUUUCAGAUAGGUUCUUUAUUUAGGGAAUAACAGAUCAGUCGGAGUUACACAGACAUAGUUGAGCUUGAAUAUUCAGCCACCACUUGUGGUCUUCAUCACCUGAUGGAUUUAGAAGAGUUCGUGGAGAUGGUUUAGUUAAAACACGAUCUGACGAUGGAGUUUUUGUCGCAUGGUAGAAGGUGGUCGUUUACUUCUUCUUCUGCUGAUGAUGUGACUGGUUGUGCGGUCUGGUGUUUCAAAGCUGAUUUAGAGUCUUGUAUUGUUCAUUCAGUCUUUCAUCCUGGGUCCCUCACUGUUUCACCAGUUGAUGCAUGUGAUGUCAUACACCAGUGGAGUCUGUCUGUAGUUAGUAGUUAGGACCUAUCCGUGAUAUUACUGGUUGUAAACUUUGAUGUUUUCUACUUUAAAUCUUAAAGCAACAUUCUGCAACUGUCUUACCUUAAAAAUUUCUUCUGCUUCAGAAUCAUUUUGAUGUUACACUGACUUGUAAUAGUCAUUCCCACUCCAUUCCCCAAACACCUGUUGUUGCAUUAUGUGACUUUGGUUAGUGGGUACAAUCUCCCACUAACUGAGUGUUAGUCAGUGGUUUAAACUGCAGGAAUCAGGCCCAAAAACUUCAAGAGUAAUGUUGAACUGUAGAUCAGUUUAAAAAAAAAAAAAGACUCCAGCGUUCAUCUCUGAUAUCCAACAAGGAAUUUUGAAAAUAGCAAGAAUUUAAAUGGAGUUUGUCGUGUUUGUUACGGUGACAGCACUUCUGGAUAAGGUCGUAUGUGAUGAAAGUUUUGACACGCUUGUCGUUUCAUCACAUCAGCUAUAAUUUUUUGCAUGGACAACUUGUGCCAUCCAUUUUUUUUUCUUUUUAAAAAAAACACAAGCUAAGUUUGGUGAUCCUGUGCCUGUAACUGUGUUACGAAGCCCAAAUGAUCAGCUUUUUUUUGAUGCACCUUUGAAUGUCCUAACCUCCUGUGCAGGGCAGUGUUUUUCUUUACGCAUCUUUCUACGUCUGGUUCUUCUCCAUUUUAACGAAGGACUACUUCAGUCACCCACCAUCCAACGAUGUGGAUACUAAAAGCAACAAUUUUGUACCUUUUAGUUAUUUAACUUAUUUUCCAAAUGAUUGAUUUAUCAUCUUGGAGUUUAACCAAUGUUGCAAUAUUAUCUUUUAAACUGCCUCUCACAGUUUGAGUACACAGAAGCCCUGGAAGCCAAGUGAGAGUUUUUUCUUUCCAGGAUAAUUUUUCUAAGUUUUUCCUUUUUUUCAGAUGUGGAAACAGGUUUAAAAAAAAUUACAAGCUUCUUUUUCUGAUUUCUAGUUUUUUCUUUUUUUGCCAAAAGUUUUUUCAGCUGCAAAAAGAAAAAAAAACCAAAAACUUUUUUUUACAGGCUCAUUUUUCUUUCACCUGUUUUCUCAGAUGAAAACAAACAACAACAAAAAAACAGAUUAAAAAAAAGAGCAGUUGUUGAUCCUGAAAAAGUUCUUGCUUGACUUUCAGAGCUUCCAUUUAAGUAUGAUGCUGUAACAUACAAAUAAUUCUACAACUGGGGUAAAGUCAUUGUUUUUGUUUGUGGUUGGUUGAGCGUCAGGCCCUUUUGUUUUACUGAAGAAGGUGUUUACGAGUUGUUGGACUGAUGGAGAAAGGGUUGUAUCUCUAUUAGUUUCUGUGCCUCUCUGUGCCACCAACAAGACGUGACGUCCUCAUGAUGAUUGUAACACAAAAGGGGCCCAGUUCCCUGAAAAUAACAUAGCACAAGCAAAGCCUGCUUAUACACACGAGCUGCAGGAUGUUCUUGAAUCUCGUCUAAUGUCAGUGAGCCAGCUGUGGUCUGCACCUCAGAGAGUUCAGGAUAAAUCCUGUUGCUAUGUAAUUGCAGCUUAUUUUUUUGGUCUGUAGUUGUUAGUAGAACUAUGAUAUUGUUUUAUUUUUAGAGUUGUUCAUUUAUAUCAGAACAGAAGAUCUUAUUUGUAGUCUUGUGUGGUUUAGUUGUGAUUUGUUUGUUUGUUUGUAGGAUUAAUACAAAUGCGGCUCAAUCACUUCAGGUUAAAAUCCAGAUUUUUCUGUUCUUGUGUAAACGGAGCCUCCUCUAAGCUUCAGUGUGCUGCCAUUGGACCAGUAUGAAAACUACUCAUUAUACAUGGUCAGUGGUGAGGCUGGACUUUGCAAUAGUGAAUGACGAAUCACACAUGGUGUGCGUGUGUGUGUGCGUGUGUUGAUCACAAAGCUUUGCAAUACUUAAGUAUAUCUGAUUUUCUCACACACUUCAAUGGCUGUAGAUAAAUCUAGAUUUGCUGUGCUUCUCGCUUUGUAAACAGUUUUUGCUUUUAAAGUAUGUGGAUUUUUUUCUGACCUGAAAUAUACUGUAGAUUUUGCAAAAUUUUAUAUCACACCGACAUUGAUAUUGUUUUACUUUGAAUAAGGUAUUUCUAGAGCAAUUUUAGCAUGCCUACUUCUAACUGUAAUAUACAGAACAAAUUGUUUUCAGUAGAUUAUAAUGAUUAAUAAAUAAUAAUAAUGAUUAUUGAUAAAUAAUAAUGAUAUUGCAUUUGGGCUGACAAACACACAAACAUUGAUUUUAUUUAUUUUUUCAUUGUGUAUUUAUGGAUAUCUUUACCUUUCACAAUUCAUACUUUCAUCUUAUAUUUUGAAAAAAAUAUAUAUUUCUUUUCUGUUAUUUUGAGCAGAAGGAAUUGUCUUUUACAUUCCUAAAUAAAAUGUGGACUGAAGCGCAA